UCUAAUUAUUUUCUGUUUUACAGAACGUUUGCCCAAAAUUGUAAUAACAUUGAAGAACUAAACCUAAAUGGCUGCAAAAAACUGACAGAUAGCACCUGUCAGAGUUUAAGCAAGCAUUGUUCCAGACUUUUAUAUUUGGACUUAGGUUCCUGUUGUCAACUAACAGAUCUUUCCCUGAAGGCUCUUGGGGAAGGCUGUCCACUUUUAGAACAUAUAAACAUAUCUUGGUGUGAUCAAGUGUCAAAGUAUGGUGUUGAAGCCAUGUCAAGAGGCUGUCAACACCUUCUGGUUUUCAUAUGUAAAGGAUGUCAUUUAAUCACAGAUGAAGUCAUUGGUGCUUUAACUAGGUUUUGCAAUGAUCUUCAGGUGAUCAACCUACAUGGAUGUAUUAAUAUUGGUGAUGAUAGUAUUCUGCUCAUCAGUCAGAACUGCCCCAAGAUUUACUACCUUUGUGUAUCAAACUGCUCUAGGCUCACUGAUGCAUCUCUUGUAGCACUAGGUCAGGGAUGUCACAAUCUCAGGACAUUAGAAGUAGCUGGAUGUUCACAGUUUACUGAUAGUGGAUUCCAGGCUCUAGCAAAGGGUUGUCACAAGCUGGAGAAAAUGGACCUAGAGGAGUGUGUGCUGAUAACUGAUAAUGCUCUGUGUCAUCUUGCUGUUGGUUGCCCUUCUCUAGAAACUCUAAGCUUAUCUCAUUGUGAACUGAUCACAGACGACGGGAUUCGCCACUUGGGGGCCAAUGGCUGUGCUGCAGACAACUUGACAGUGUUGGAACUAGACAAUUGUCCUUUAAUCACUGACUCUUCCCUGGACCAUCUAGUCUCAUGCCACAGUCUGCAGCGAAUUGAGUUAUAUGACUGCCAACUGAUCACAAGAGCUGGUAUUCGCAGGCUACGAAGCCACCUACCAGACUUAAAAGUUCAUGCUUAUUUUGCCCCAGUGACCCCUCCUCCUUCUGUAGGUGGAGGACGACCAGGAUACUGUCGGUGCUGUGUACUAUUAUGAAGGUGACAAUAAGUAUUCUGUAAACAGGUAGCUGACCAGGACCUAAUAACACAAAAAUAGGUCAGAUGCAAGAAGGCAAGUAAACCACACUUAAUUCUAACUGUCAUAGCCUGACUAGGAGGCUGUAUUAUCUGUGGUUUUGGUUGUUUUCUUCACCAUUGAUAUAUAUAUUCCACAUGCCUCAACUACUCUUUGUGAUUGACGUGUUUUUGUAUAGUUUCUACCGUCUGGUGGUCAAACACUGUUCUCAAGCUAAUGGUGUGCAGCUGUAGGUUACAUAGAGAUAGCUCAGGUUGUGGUAGAGCUAAAAAUGACACACACACAUAUAUACACAAAAUCAGUGAAAUAGGAAUUCUUUGUCUGCAUUCCUGUGAUGAAGCUUUCUGCUCUGUAGCUGUUUACAGCUUUUGAAUCAGAAUAAUCACUUCCUGUAAAUAUAUAACUAAUUGUAUCAACUGGCCAGGCCAACCCUAAUACCUUCCAACAAUAACUCUGGUAUGAUAUGUCAACUCAAAUGUUUUUUGUUUUUGCUUAACCAUAGAAAAGAAUAUUGUUAAGACACAAAUGUAUAGAUAUUCUGUGGUUAUAAGCAGUUAGGAUUACUAAUGUAAAUGUUUAACUUUUGUAUUUAUAGAUCUGUGUGUCUUUUGUUAAAGUAUUCAAUGCAAUUGAAGGUAAUUAAGAGGAUGAAAAAGCUUCUUUUAUAAAUGAAUAAAUAUAUAUAUAUAUAUAUAAUCUGGGUUGCAAGAAAAACUUGGAUAUUAAAUUUGCUAAUCUUCACAUUAAAGGCUCAUUCAAAUAAAUACUUUUUUAUGGAUAGUUCCUAGUUUCAGAAGGGGAAAAAUACUGUUUAGAAUAUAAAGAAAAACGUACGAGUUUUUUUAUAAUUCCAGUCAUCCUUUAAUCUAGCAUUAUCUACUUUGUUAUAACUGUAACUCUGUAGUUAAGCCAAUAUUUAUAUAUGGUAAUAUUUUGCUGCAUAUAUUCCUGAAAGUUUUCUGUAUUUUCAACAUUUCAGUUUAAUUGCCAAUAAUUGUGCUUUCUCCUAUAAGAUCUUGUGAUUCCAGACCACAUUAAAAACUGAUGCCAUAUUUUGUUUAAAAAUUUGACAGUGUAAGACGUGGCUACCUUGCCAUAUUUGUAAAGAAUGGUUAAAAGUUCUAUUAAAUUCUUCCCUGUUUUAAGUUUUUUCUCUUCAAAAACAAAAAUACUAAAAUUGUUUAGGAAAAAAUUAAAUAUGAAAAGGUAAAAAUAUUCAAUAGUUAUACCUUUUUUUAUAUGAUUUUCUGCUUUUCUUAAUUUGAUUAAAGACUAAUCAAAAAUUGAUAAUUAGCAUGUAAAUUGUAUUUUUUAAAGAUAUCAUGAACAUUGUGUACAGUGUAUCACUUAAGACCAUUCUAAUGUAUGUACAUUUUUAAUACACUUUGAACACAUAGAUUUAACGCUGUAUUCUGUAAGUUUAGUAUCAUUGCUAUAUGCAUUUGUUACCCCAGUAAAAUGUCCCCCCCCCCAAAAAAAGAUUGUUGUGAAAUA
Messenger RNA from Limulus polyphemus (Atlantic horseshoe crab), 2538 nucleotides. Its product is annotated as F-box/LRR-repeat protein 20-like. The record is from RefSeq and is a predicted model, not a curated record. Gene Ontology annotation, molecular function: protein binding. Gene Ontology annotation, cellular component: SCF ubiquitin ligase complex. Gene Ontology annotation, biological process: SCF-dependent proteasomal ubiquitin-dependent protein catabolic process. The annotation marks the transcript as partial. The transcript has 10 exons. NCBI's taxonomy places the organism in Eukaryota, Metazoa, Arthropoda, Merostomata, Xiphosura, Limulidae.